AUGGAAGCAAAAGGAUACACACAAGAUGGUACAGUCAAUCUUCGCAGACAACCUGUGAUCUCUUCCAAAACUGGCAAAUGGAAAGCUUGUGCUUUUCUAGUUGGGUAUGAAGCGUUCGAGAGGAUGGCGUUUUAUGGGGUGGCAUCGAAUCUUGUUGUAUAUUUAACAACACAAUUGCAUGAAGAUACGGUUUCAUCGGUGAGGAAUGUGAAUAACUGGUCAGGUGCUGUGUGGAUGACUCCGAUCUUUGGUGCAUAUAUUGCUGAUUCUUAUUUGGGUCGUUUUUGGACUUUCACUUUAUCGUCUCUCGUCUAUGUCUUGGGGAUGGUUUUAUUGACUUUGGCAGUUUCCAUCAAAUUCUUGAAGCCAAAAUGCAGAAAUGGAGUAUGCAACAAAGCCACCACUUCUCAAAUUGCAUUUUUCUACUCAUCUUUAUACAUCAUAGCCAUAGGUGCAGGUGGGACCAAGCCCAAUAUUUCAACUUUUGGUGCUGACCAAUUUGAUGAUUUUGACCCUUAUGAGAAAAGACUUAAAGCAUCUUUUUUCAACUGGUGGAUGUUCAGCAGCUUCACUGGUGCACUGGUUGCCACCCUUGGUUUGGUUUAUAUUCAAGAAAACUUGGGUUGGGGUCUUGGUUAUGGUAUUCCAACAAUUGGUCUCAUUUUGUCACUUCUUAUCUUCUACAUUGGUACCCCUAUUUAUAGGCAUAAAGUAAGGAAAACCAAGAGUCCCGCCGGCGAAUUCUUUCGGGUUGUUAGGGCGGCAUUCGCCAAUCGCCACCGUGAACAACCGCGUGACUCGUCAGAGCUUCACGAGUUCGAUUUGCAACAUUAUGUCGAUAGCGGGAAACGUCAAGUUUAUCACACUCCAAUUUUCAGGUUCUUGGACAAGGGUGCACUUAAAGAAGAAAACCAUGGCAUGCCACCAUGCACAAUUACUCAAGUGGAAGGAGCCAAGCUUGUUUUAGGGAUGGGAAUGAUAUGGCUUGUGACCUUGAUUCCUAGCACCAUUUGGGCACAAAUCAACACCUUGUUUGUUAAACAAGGCACCACUUUGGACCGACAUCUUGGAUCGAGCUUUCAGUUACCCGCAGCGUCGUUAGGGAGUUUUGUUACCCUUUCUAUGUUGAUAUCAGUACCAAUGUACGAUAGGUAUUUCGUGCCUCUGAUGCGCAAAAGAACUAAUAACCCCAGAGGAAUCACCAUGCUCCAAAGGCUCGGGAUUGGGUUCACAAUUCAAGUUCUAGCCAUAGCUAUUGCUUAUUUGGUUGAAGUUAGAAGAAUGAAAUCCAUCAAAUCCCACAAUAUUACAAGUCCCAAAGAAGAUAUCCCGAUGACCAUUUUUUGGUUAAUGCCACAAUACGUCCUACUAGGGGUUGCGGACGUUUUCAAUGCCAUUGGAUUGUUGGAAUUCUUCUAUGAUCAAUCCCCCGAAGAUAUGCAAAGCCUUGGAACGACGUUUUUCACAAGUGGAAUCGGCGUCGGCAACUUCUUGAACAGUUUCUUGGUGACAAUGGUAGACAAGGUAACGAGCAAGGGCGGAAAGAAGAGUUGGAUUGGGAAAAACCUAAACGAUUCACAUCUGGAUUAUUAUUACGGAUUUCUUUUGAUCAUUUCGAUAUUAAAUUUGGGAGCUUUUUUGUGGGCAUCAAAGAAAUAUGUUUAUAAAAGAGAAUCAAAUGUAGAAGCAAAAGAUGAAAUGUUAGAAAUGGAAUCCAAACCCAUGGAAGCCAUACCAUUAGGGUUACAAGUUUAAGAUAUAAUCUGUAACCAAUUAUUAUUAGUAAAUGCAUUAGAACCCCAAGAAUGCAAUUUC
Molecule: messenger RNA, 1815 nt
Organism: Cynara cardunculus var. scolymus (artichoke)
Lineage: Eukaryota; Viridiplantae; Streptophyta; Magnoliopsida; Asterales; Asteraceae
Product: protein NRT1/ PTR FAMILY 5.1
Exons: 4
Coding region: 1-1755 (584 amino acids)
Biological process (GO): transmembrane transport; dipeptide transport
Cellular component (GO): membrane
Molecular function (GO): dipeptide transmembrane transporter activity; tripeptide transmembrane transporter activity
Source: RefSeq, a predicted model, not a curated record